CGCACUCCAAGACGUCAUUAUUAGUCGCCUCGGCUAAAACAUGUUCGUCAUGUAUGUACGACAGUACAGAUAUUUGAGAAAAUAACGUUAUGUUGGAAUGUAAAACGUAGUAAUACAUGACAUUCAGUGGCAUCUGAGCACUUUAUCAUCUUUGAACCUGCAUCAGAACUACAACAGCGGCUCUGGUUAAUGGGAUCGUUGUCCGGUGCUUCAUCAGUCCAGCGGCAUGAAUCAUGGGUAUGGUAAUAGACGUGGUCGGAGAGGAGGGGGUCGGCGGUUCGGAGAUGGAGGUUCCAGGUGGGAUGGAGCGGCUGGAUCCAGCGGAGGUGGAGGAUACACGAGGAGCUCCGACUGGGACUCAAGGGAAGAGCAGGGACAUGGAGGGGGACGAGGUGGAGGUGGAGGAGGAGGAGGAGGAGGAGGUGGUGGAAGAGGCAAACAUCCACCCCAUUUGAAGGGUCGAGAAAUAGGACUGUGGUAUGCCAAAUGGGGUGGAAUCAAAAGAUCUGAGGCAGAGAGGAAAUCUAGGGCUGUUGUUCAGAUGGAUGAACAACGAGAGCAGCACAUUACUCAGCUGCUGAACUCUGUCCAGAGAGAUGCAGGCAGAGACGCACACCCGUCUACAUCUCAGAGCUGGAGGGUGAAGGAGGAGCCCAGUGGCCACAGUUACUUUGAUGGAGAUGAUCCUCCAGAACCUCAGAACAUUGUAAAAGUGCCAAAAAUUGAGCCUAAAGAGGAGAAAGAGGAGAAACGGGAGAAUGAGGAUGAGUUGGGAGCAAGUGUGAAAGAGGAACUUAAUGACACUGACCUGGAGUACUUAUCCCAAGAUGUUGGGCGGAUACCCUCCCUGGAUGAGGAGCUCAAGAAAGAUCAGAAGAAGAAAAACGAUAAUGCUAGAUACCUUGAUAUGCUGAAAUUCAGAGAGAAGCUGCCUUCCUAUGGGAUGAGAGAGGAGCUGAUUAGGCUAAUCAGUACUAACCAGGUACUGGUAAUCAGUGGAGAGACUGGCUGUGGGAAGACCACCCAGGUUACUCAAUUCAUCCUUGAUGACUUCAUUGAGAGGGGCAUGGGCUCUCUCUGCAGGGUGGUUUGCACACAGCCAAGGCGUAUCAGCGCCAUAUCUGUUGCAGAGAGGGUGGCUGCAGAACGGGCAGAGGCUGUGGGAGAGGGGAAGUCCUGUGGGUAUCAGAUCCGUCUGCAAAGUCGGUUACCACGGAAACAAGGCUCAGUGUUGUAUUGUACUACAGGCAUUAUUCUUCAGUGGCUCCGCUCAGAUCCAUAUCUUUCAAGCAUAAGUCAUCUGAUCCUGGAUGAAAUUCAUGAGAGGAGUCUUCAGUCUGAUGUUCUUCUCACCAUCGUGAAUGACCUGUUAACCGCUCGAGAGGACCUAAAAGUAGUCCUCAUGAGUGCCACGCUUAACGCUGAGAAAUUCAGCAAAUAUUUCAAUAAUUGUUCCAUGAUCCAUAUUCCUGGAUACACAUACCCAGUGAAAGAGUACUUGCUGGAGGAUGUGGUGGAAUUGCUUAGGUUCAAGCCACAACAUCAGAACCGCAGACCUCGCUAUAGGAGAGGAUUUAUGCACGGCCAGAAUGUACGGCCAGAGAAAGAACAGAAGGAGGCCGAAUACCGCGAGAGCUGGCCCUGCUUCGCCCGUACGCUCCGAGAUCGGUAUUCAGACAGCACCAUUGAUGCGCUGGAGAUGAUGGAUGAUGAUGACAAGAUCAAUCUGGAGCUUAUCGUAGCAUUGAUCAGACACCUCGUGAUGAAAGAGGAUGAUGGAGCGAUUCUAGUGUUUCUUCCUGGAUGGGACAACAUCAGCACCCUGAAUGAUAUUCUCAUGGCUGACCAGAUGUUUAAAUCAGAUCGGUUUAUCAUCAUCCCACUCCACUCUUUGAUGCCCACAGUGUCUCAGACUCAGGUGUUCAAAAAGCCGCCCUUGGGAGUGCGCAAGAUCGUGAUCGCUACCAACAUCGCAGAAACCAGUAUCACAAUAGAUGAUGUAGUGUACGUGAUAGAUGGAGGGAAGAUUAAAGAAACUCAUUUUGACACCCAGAACAAUAUCAGGACCAUGACAGCAGAGUGGGUGAGCUUAGCCAACGCCAAACAGAGGAAAGGCCGUGCUGGCAGAGUGUCUCCUGGGAAAUGCUAUCACCUGUAUAAUGGACUGAGGGCUAGCCUCCUGGAUAACUACCAGUUACCUGAGAUCCAACGCACUCCACUGGAAGAGCUUUGCUUGCAAAUAAAGAUACUGAAAUUGGGACCCAUUGCGUCUUUCCUGCGAAAAACCAUGGACCCCCCGUCAGACAAAGCGAUAGAGCUGGCCAUCACACACCUGGUGGACCUGAAUGCUCUAGACCGGAAUGAAGAGUUAACUCCAUUAGGAUUUCAUCUCGCCCGAAUGCCUGUAGAGCCUCACAUAGGAAAAAUGAUUCUGUUCGGGGCUCUUCUGGGCUGUUUGGACCCUGUGCUUACUAUUGCGGCCAGCCUCAGCUUUAAAGAUCCCUUCUUCAUACCGCUGGGAAAGGAGAAGAUUGCGGACCAGAGGAGGAAAACGCUCUCCCAAAACUCUAGAAGUGAUCAUCUCGCUAUUGUCAAUGCGUUUUGGGGCUGGGAGGAUUCUAAGAAACAGGGCAGCAGGUUUGAGAGGGAAUACUGCUGGGAAAACUUCCUUUCUGCCAACACGCUACAGAUGCUUCAUAAUAUGAAGGGUCAGUUUACGGAGCAUCUUUUGGCAGCUGGCUUUGUGAAUAGUAAGGAUCCUAAAGAUCCCAGCUCUAAUAUCAACUCAGAGAAUGAGAAGCUGAUUAAGGCUGUGAUCGUUGCGGGUUUGUACCCUAAAGUGGCCAAGAUUCGCCCCAACCAUAGUAAGAAGAGACCAAUGCCAGUGAAGGUGUACACUAAGGCUGAUGGGAAAGUGUGUAUCCACCCUAAAUCUGUCAAUGCAGAGGAAACUCAGUUCCACUACACAUGGCUCAUUUAUCACCUGAAGAUGAAGACCACCAGUAUCUUCCUCUAUGACUGCACUGAAGUGUCUCCAUUUUCAUUGUUGUUUUUUGGAGGAGAUAUUUCCAUCCAGAGGGACCAGGAACAAGAGACAAUCGCUGUGGACGAGUGGAUCGUGUUUCAGUCCCCGGCACGCAUUGCUCACCUCGUCAAGGAUCUGAGGAAGGAGCUGGAUAUGUUACUGGAGGAAAAGAUAAAGAGUCCAAGUCCUGUGGUCUGGAGUGACCGGGGGUCUAAAGAUUGUGCUGUUCUCUCCGCUAUAAUAGACCUCAUCACAACUGAGGAAACCCCUGCUGGAGGCCCCAGGAGAGGCAGCCAGUGACCAAUAGGA
This is a messenger RNA of Onychostoma macrolepis, 3334 nucleotides long. RefSeq names its product DEAH (Asp-Glu-Ala-His) box polypeptide 36 (gene dhx36). Gene Ontology annotation, molecular function: G-quadruplex RNA binding; ATP binding; DNA helicase activity. The transcript has 25 exons. The coding region runs from base 227 to 3325 and encodes 1032 amino acids. The record is from RefSeq and is a predicted model, not a curated record. Gene Ontology annotation, cellular component: cytoplasm; intracellular anatomical structure; nucleus. Lineage: Eukaryota; Metazoa; Chordata; Actinopteri; Cypriniformes; Cyprinidae.